Molecule: messenger RNA, 468 nt
Organism: Nematocida ausubeli
Lineage: Eukaryota; Fungi; Microsporidia
Exons: 1
Coding region: 1-468 (155 amino acids)
Source: RefSeq, a predicted model, not a curated record
AUGAAAUACAAAGAGACUGGGCAGCACAUAAAAAGAAUUCUGAACGACCUAGCGGAAAUGAAUAAUGACACAAGUGCCUGUUUCAGUGCAGGGCCUAUAAACUCGGACAACCUGCUUGUCUGGAAGGCAACCAUUUUUGGGCCAGAGGGAACGCCAUAUGAAGGAGGAUCUUUUGAGUUUGACAUAGUUUUUCCACUAAACUACCCUUAUGCCCCUCCAAAGGUAAGGGUUUGCACAAAGAUAUUUCACUGCAACAUAAAAGAUACACACAUUUGCCUUGAUAUUAUUGGGAAGGAAUGGUCAUCGGCUUUAACAAUAUCAAAGGUAUUGCUGUCUAUUACGUCACUUUUGGCAGAUCCAAACCCAUUAGACCCAUUAGAUACAAAUAUAUCCAAGCUAUACAAUGAGAGCAAUGCAGAGUAUAUGCGAAUAGCCAGAGAGUGGACACAGAAGUAUGCCAUGCUAUAG